Messenger RNA from Marmota flaviventris (yellow-bellied marmot), 2148 nucleotides. It is a transcript of the gene Ccdc13, whose product is annotated as coiled-coil domain containing 13. The record is from RefSeq and is a predicted model, not a curated record. Gene Ontology annotation, cellular component: centriolar satellite. Gene Ontology annotation, biological process: non-motile cilium assembly; cytoplasmic microtubule organization. NCBI's taxonomy places the organism in Eukaryota, Metazoa, Chordata, Mammalia, Rodentia, Sciuridae.
AUGGCAGCCGACGAAGGCUCACAGGACACUUUGAGGCUCCAGUUCAAGGCGAUGCAGGAACUGCAGCACAGAAGGUUACAGCAGCAGAUGGAGAAAAAGAGGGAAAAGGAAAAGGAACAGGAAAGCAGAGAUGAUGACCAAAAAGAAUCCAUGGAGAUCUCUGAUGGCCUCAACCUUCUCCACACAGAGGAGCAAAACUUGAAAAACAUCUUUGAGCAGAGGGUGCUUGAAGAUGAGAUCCAACAACUUCGGGAGGAGCUCAGAGAAACUGUGGAUGAGAACGGGCGAUUGUAUAAGUUGCUGAAGGAAAGGGACUUUGAAAUCAAGCACCUCAAAAAGAAAAUAGAAGAGGACAGACUUGCCUUCACAGGGAGUGCCAGUAUGGCUGGAGAUGUAGUCGCAACCAAAAUUGUGGAACUCUCCAAAAAGAAUCGGGCAUUGAUGGCAGAGUCAGAGGGUGGGAAAAUGAAAAUGAAGCAGCUGACCAAUCGGAUCCAGGAGCUGGAGCGGGAACUGCAGACAGCCCUGUCCAGGCUGCCAGCCAAGGGGUCCACCGAUGCAGGAGCCAAGCCACAGAGGGCCCAGCUGGGAGACAAAGCCUUGCCGGAGACCCCAGAGGUGAAGGCCCUGAAGGACAGGCUGACAACCAUGAACCUGAAGAUGAGUGAUCUGCGCAACCAGGUUCAGUCCGUGAAGCAGGAGCUCCGGAUGACCCAGAAGGUUUUGUCCAGUGAGGUUGGGGAAGACGUGAACAUUCAGCAGCUCCUGUCCUCUCCAGGGACCUGGAGGGGAAGGGCUCAACAAAUUCUCGUUCUUCAGAGCAAGGUUCGAGAGCUUGAGAAGCAGCUGGGACAGACCCGGAGUAGGUCUGCAGGAACAGCCAAUGAUGAGCUCCCUAUCUACCCAGACCCAAAGAAGCUGUCGGCACAGGAGAAAAACCUACUGAGGAUCCGCAGCCUGGAAAGGGAAAAACAGGAAGGCUGGGAGAAACUUGCUGGGGAGCGGGAUACCCUCCAAAAAGAGCUAGAAGAGCUGAGAAAGAAGUCUGAGGGAGUGAAGUCUCGAAACAAGGUGCUAUCGAACGAAGUGAAGACCCUCAGGAGCCAGAUGGGGACCCUGGUGGAGAAGGGCAGACAUGAUGACGAGCUCAUUGAUGCCCUCAUGGACCAGCUGAAGCAGCUACAGGACAUUCUGGGCAGCUUGAAUCUACAGGAGGAAAAGAGGCGCACAUCCCAGCAUCAAAUGGACCAGAAUCUCAACAGCCAGGCCCAACAGAGCAGCAGCCUUGUGGCCCAGCUGCAGGCCAUGGUGGCCGAGCGUGAGGCCAAGGUGCGGCAGCUGGAAUUAGAGAUCGGGCAACUUGGUGUGCAGUAUCUUCAGAAUAAAGUAGUGGGUGAGGAGUCCAGCGGGCCUGAGGUCCACCCAGCCCACACCAGACUCCUGGAGGACCAGGGUCUGGCCAAGCCUCCAGCCUCAGCAAGCAACCACAUCGGCAGGCUGGGAUCUUCUCGCUCUGUGAGCAGCCUGGGUCACACGCUGGUGGAAUCUGCUCUCACCAGGCCUUCCCUGUCCAGCCCCCACAGGACCUCACCCAGGUGCUUGGACUCCCCAGAACAAAAAGGCUGGCAAGCACAAGUGACAGAGAUCAAGGCCCUCUGGCAGGCCACCGAGGUGGAGCGAGACCGGCUCACUGAGUUUGUUACUGUCCUGCAGAAACGGUUGGAGGAGAGCAACAGCAAGCUCCUGGAGGCGGAAAGGAGGCUGCAGGGGGAGCGGCACCACACUGUGGUGCUGGAGCAACAUCUGGAGAAGAUGCGCUUGGAGCCUGGCAAGGCAUCCGCCUCACAGAAAGCAGCCCCCAAAAAUAAACCAGGUCUGCCAGCCUCUAACACCAGGCCCAACCCAACAGGAAGUGAGAAAAAGGACCCAUCCUCUGCCCAACUCUCCAGUGUACCUGUGGAAUUGCAGAUGGAGGAGCUGACCACCAGGCUGGCCAUCCAGGUGGAGGAGAACGAAAUGCUGAAAGCCGCCCUGGGCAAUGCCCUGCGGGGAAAGGAGGAGGACUUCCGCCUGUACCAUGAGACCCUUAGCCAGGUGAAAGGGGUCUUCCUGCAGGCCCUGCGGCAGCAGAAAGCGGACAGGCACUAG